AUGGAUUUCGUUAUUCAACAAAUUAAGAGAAUUAGAGUAGCCAUAAAGAUGUUGACUGUGAUCAUCUUCAUGGGGUACCUUAUGAUAUGGAUAAUGAUGCCUACAAACGAAUUCUGGCUGCACUGGCUUCCACAUAUCCAUGCUAAAACAGACUCCACAUUCUUAGGCCAAAAAGGAGCUAAUAUUCUUAUCUACACUUUCCCCAUCUUGCUUAUUGCUAUAUUGGGAUGUCUGUAUCUCCAUUUGGACAAGUAUGGUGAUGAUACUGAUAACAGAAGAAGAGAAGAUCAAUACUUUGCCUCUUGGAAACAACCUCUACUUGUAAGGGGCCCUCUUGGAGUCAUCUCUUGCACAGAACUACUAUUCAUGCUGAUGUUCGUUGUGCUCUUGGUAUGGUCAUUUUCUGCAUACCUACAUGGUAUGUUCAACAACAUCACUAGAGAAUCUGCUUCAAAGAUGGGAGAUGCCGUGUGGGAGGUUAGGCUGGAGAGUGUAGCUCUCCUGCUAGGCCUCGUAGGCAACAUAUGUCUGUCGUUCCUCUUCUUCCCAGUGGCACGAGGAUCACCAAUCGUUCGCCUUGUUGGACUCACCUCAGAGUCCUCAAUCAAGUAUCACAUUUGGCUUGGCCACACUGUUCUAACUCUCUUCCUCUCACAUGGUCUGUGUUACGUUGUUUUCUGGGCUAAUACUGACCAGAUCUCUGAGAUGCGGAAGUGGAAUAGAACAGGAAUUUCAAAUGUGGCUGGAGAAGUAGCCCUUCUCUGUGGAACAGUCAUGUGGAUUGCAAGCAUCUCUCAUGUCAGGCGAAAACUGUUUGAGCUGUUCUUCUACACUCAUCAUUUAUACAUUGUUUUUUUAGUCUUCUUCGUUUUACAUGUGGGAUUCGUGUAUUCUUGCAUCAUGCUCCCUGGAUUGUACCUGUUCUUGGUCGACCGGUUUCUGAGAUUCUUGCAAUCCCAACAGAAGAUUCAUGUCAUCUCUGCUCGUGUUCUACCUUGCCGGGCUAUGGAACUGAACUUUGCGAAAGAUCCAAGGCUAAAUUAUACUCCAUCAAGCGUUAUGUUCAUCAAUGUGAAGAGCAUAUCAAAACUACAAUGGCAUCCGUUCACUAUAACCUCAAACAAGAAUACUGAUCCCAACCAGCUCAGCAUUGUCAUCAAAUGUGAAGGAAGCUGGUCUCAGAAGCUCCACUCGAAGCUCUCAUCCCCGUGUCAAUUGGGUGAUCUACAAGUAUCCGUGGAAGGACCCUACGCACCUCCAUACACUUCAUUUCUAAGGCAUGAGAUGCUAGUGUUGGUGAGUGGAGGAAGUGGCAUAACACCUUUCAUAUCCAUCAUUAGGGAACUCAUUUUCCUCUCAAAUGCACGUGAAAAGACCCCUCGAGUUCUCCUUGUGGCUGUGUUCAAGAAGUCUGCAGAUGUCGGUAUGCUGAAUCUACUCCUGCCGCUGUCUGGAACUCCCUGUGAUGUUGCAUGCCUUCAGCUGCACAUUCAAGCUUAUGUCACUAGGGAUACGAGUCCCUCCACAAACAGCCAGACACUCCCCAUAAACAUUUGGUCCGAACCAAGUGUAUCAGGGGCAACACCAGUUACUGGAGUCUUGGGCUCAAGCAGCUGGCUGUGGCUCGGAGCUAUUAUCUCAGCAUCCUUUGUUGUUUUUCUUAUUAUUUUAAGCCUUGUAAACCUAGUGUCCAUGGAUGUAGUUUACUCUCAAGCUGUAAGAUCUUUGAUCAGCACUCUGUUUUUGUGUGUGGCUGUGGCAACUGUUGCCACCAUAGCUUUUCUUUGGAACAAGAAACAUAACACUAAAGAGUGCAGACAGAUUGAAAGUGCCACCAUACCAUCUCCAACUGAGAGAGAAUUAGAAAGCAUCCCAGAAGAGUCUUUGAAGCAAAUCACCACAGUGCAUUAUGGCACAAGGCCUGAUUUCAAGAAAAUACUAUCCAAGUGUGACGGGCAAGACAUCGGUGUUUUCGUCAGCAGCUCACAGAAGAUGAAACAAGAUGUUGCUGCAAUAUGCUCAUCUGAUUCAACCAAACGCCUACAUUAUCAAUCUUUCAGCUUCAACUGGUAACUAAUUACCAGCAAAUAUGUGCUUCAAAUUUAUACACCGCCUUUUUAAUCGAAUUACUACUAUUUACAAAAGAGAAAGAUUCGUCAGCCCAGAAACGAACAUUAUGAAAGCCUAGUUUAUUAAAAUGCAAAAGAGAAGACUAUUUGCCACGGCAAAAAGGCCAUUUACCUUCGGCAAACGAAAAAAAGGAACAUUGUGCCCAAAGCUAUUUACUUCCAAAGGAUGUACAAUGAAAAAUCAAACGAGGGCCUUACCAAAAUAUUAAAACAAUAAAAAUAAUCAGCAAAAAUUAAGACUAACUCUGGGGCUAUAAAAGAGGGAAAAAUUCAAACUGGUAUGGAAUUCCUACCUACCUAACAACAGCCACCAACCUCAAGAGGAAAUCCCCAAUCCUAGGGUCAUUUCUCUUCUUCGUUGAUGAUGCACUCCGCUAAACUCUACCAAAGAAAAUACGUCGUCAAGUCAGAUUUUAAAUGAUGCUUUCUUAUCCUCUCUCUCACCCUGCUGCUGCUGGUGGCUCUUAGGCACAUCCCCAUCACCCUCCUCAUUAUUCAACUUCUUCACCUCAAAAUCAUAACCACCUACAUUGUGCCGGAAACGCCUCAUGAUUGCACCAUCACCCGGAUGCACCACUCGGUGACUUAUCUCCCCACUAUCAUCACGCCAUCUAUCACUGUAGUUUGGUUCCAAUUUGCAUUCCCGACCAUCGUUGGCCAUGAAAGAGAAUCUCCCAGGCCGCGUCAUAGGUCUGAAGUACUUGUCUGACUUCAUUCUCCCCGAAGACCCGACAGCAUCAAGCGUUUGAGUACGCCUGAACUCUCUCACAGGUGGUGAUCUUCUCCGUCUUAAAUAGUUAGAAUCUGCAAAAUUACGCUCCUCAACCCAACGGCAGCUCCUUUGAGGAGAGAAAUGACCUCUUGGCGGGGAUAUGUAACCCUCUCCAUACUCAGUUGCAAACGAAGACUUUGAGAAAGGCAUCCUCAUUCUUUCCAUCCUAGCCUCUGACCUAAAAUCAGGAGACCUGCUGAUUCUUCUAGCGCCCAAAAUACAUUCUCUUUGCUGAUGCCAUGCCCUGGGCGAACGGGUUCUGGAUCUUGACCGAGAUCUCUUCCGGGACAUGGCCAUGUGCGUCUGUCUACCAGAGCUUGGGGAGAAACUGUGUUCUCUUCUUGAUAUAUAGCGCGGCAUGCGAACAGAUGCACCAGCAACCUCAGGCAGAGGUUCAAACUCUUCAGCAAAAUCUCUACCCGGACGCUGAGAAUAAUGUCCUCUGCCUCUAAAGUUACUCAGUCCCUGUGUUAGUGGCACUCUUCUA
Messenger RNA from Salvia hispanica, 3388 nucleotides. RefSeq names its product ferric reduction oxidase 2-like. Gene Ontology annotation, molecular function: ferric-chelate reductase activity. Gene Ontology annotation, cellular component: plasma membrane. The record is from RefSeq and is a predicted model, not a curated record. NCBI's taxonomy places the organism in Eukaryota, Viridiplantae, Streptophyta, Magnoliopsida, Lamiales, Lamiaceae.